UGGCGCUUAUUAGUUUGUGGAGAUCAAACUUGUUUCCUUCGGUUGUGGGCGCUCAUGCAAGCUGCUGGAAGCAAGCGGCUGGGGAUGACCACCCACAUUUCCGCCGCCACGGCUCCUCCUCCCAGGCACAAGAAGAGCUGCGACUUGUGCGUCGCUCGAAAAGUGAAGUGCUCUGGGGCUACUCCCUUAUGUACAUCGCGCGGGUCCGAGUGUCACUUCAGUCGCCGACGACCCAACCGGCCCCGGAGGUACUCGAAGCGCUCAAUCUCGGGGCUCGGCUAUCGCAAUGGAGCGAAGGAAGGCGUGGUGCAUCAGGGAAAGGCAGAGAUGCCCAUUGCCAGCUGGAAAAGAGCACGGCUGAGCGCGUCUCCAGCGACGGGGUUGGUGGGCAUGAAGGAAAACGAGUUGCUGAGCUCGUUCUUCAUCUGCUUUGGCUUCUUUCCUCUGACCCAUGAGAGCCUGGUCCGAGGUGCCAUCAUGGAAGUUGUACUCGUGCGGCCCGUCGAAGCUGAAGAUGUCGCCCAAACAAGACCAGCGGGAGCUUGGGGUAACAGCGAGCCGCGGCAGGGUACCGAUGCCGCUUCCACUUGCACGCUUUGGUGCGCGGUGGCAAUCGGGGCUCUUGUACAGGGCCAGCCAACUGAGAGGGUCACCGAUUACCUAAUCCUCGCGCGGACGUCGGUUUCGCACUGCUUCGAUAUGGUCACGGUGGAGACUGCUCGGGCUUUCAUGAUGAUGGCUUACCUUUACAACUUCCUGCGAAAUGAGAAAAUGUUUCAGAGGUAUCUUGAGUUUGCCAGAGGGGUCAUGGAACGGCUCCAGGACACUACGUCGCAGACACAGGAACUCUACGACCUGCUGGCGAGAGGAGACGACACGAGGAUUUUCCACACGGGUGCAUUUGAGGCUGAGGAACUGGAAGCCUAUUGUGUGGACAACGAAAAAGAUCUGAAGCUCCCCGACGUCAUCGGCAAGAGGGAAUUGUGCAGGUUGCUUGUCCAAACCGACAGGCGCUUGAUCAAGGCGUACUUGAGAGAUCACAGGGCACAAACAAAACGCCCCCUCGAGGGCCGCACUCUUAAACCCUCCUCCGGCCGGGAAGGCGAAACCCCGACCGAAGAUGUCCUAAACGGAGGCGGUCAAAAGCAAGAAAGGCUCAACGGGGGGCCCAGAGGAGGAGGCAAAUGGAGAAAUGGUGCAACACGCGGCGGAGCAGGCGACGUUUCGGAGAAGAGUGACGAGAUCGUAAGCUUCGCACCAAUCGACACCACCAAGAUGAAUGAUAAGGCAGAGCCAAGUCGACCGGGGGAGGAGACCCGAACGUGCCUCGGGGAAGCGCAGGUGGUUUUCUCGAGGCUCAAGACGACAGCAACAGACCCGGAGGUUGGCGUUGGGAUCGGAGGCCUCAUUUUCAACGCCAUUUCGGCGUACCUGGACAUUUCGACUGGUAGUACCAAGCUCGGCGCCGAGAAGGUUAAACUCUGCGCCAAGAUCUUCGUGAGGUAUCCAGGACUCUGCCGCUUCUCCAGGUGGCAACACCUGUCUCACUGCCUGCUUACCGUGCUAGCUACACUCGAGGAUGCCGAGCCUUUCGAAGAGCUGCGCCAGGUGUACAAUUCGGUUCGCACCGAAGACCUUGUGGAGGUGCCCGAACAGCAGGCGUGGACCAUGGUUGGCUUUUGCAACCACAUCUUUUGCAGGUCUUUUCAUGACCUGGGACUGAAAGCGACCAACACGACGGAGAUGGAACUCGAUCGCGGCACAGUUGGCGCAGAAGAGCAGCACAAGCUAGCAUCACAAGAAGAAGGCGAUCGCUGGGCAUGCCCAGCCGCCACCACGGCUCCGAGUGAGUUUUGCCGGGAUCAGGCGUGGCUAGGCAUCAGGCCUGGCUGGGUCGAGGGUGAGCUCCCGGAGAGAGCCGGUGCCUCACCUACGGAAUUUCUUCCGUUGGACUCCGUGGCAAGUGUCCACGGCGAUCACCCGAGCAGGGAGCCAGAGGCUCGCACUCCCUCGGUUCUGUCGGCCGCUGGGUUCAGGGCGGCGUGUGACCGCGAUGGUCACCGCACUCACGCUGGCGGGUGCUAUCCAGCGCGCGGUGCCGUGGCAAACGAUUCAGGCACCCUGGACGAUCCUGGCGCUGUGGCACCGUUUCAUUCGUCGUCUGGACCUUCGUGUACCGCAGCCUACCGCGCGCUGCCUAGCGCAUGGCAGGAACAUUCUGGGCUGGGUUUCCCGAUACACAGCAGGCAGGUAGAACAACGACGGUCCACGACAUGGCUUGGCUUCUAUGGUGGAAGUGACGUGGCGAUGCUGUGAUCCACUAGGUGCACGGCAAUCCAUAUCCAUCGUUCCGGGGAGCCACGUCUCGACCGUUCCCAACAAUGGACUCGGAGCUCGAUGCACUGACCACAUGGUCUGCACAGAAGAGGCUCAGGUCGUCGGUGGUACCAAGAAGAGUGGCACGUGGUGGACGGCGAGAAGCGAGAGGGGUAGUCGGUAGAUCUUGUUUUCUGCCGUCGUUUUUGUCUCCGUUGUGGUGUUCCGUCUCUACAUGACCGUUCUCGGUGCCCAUUUAGGCUUGUACGCACGGCGAAUGGAGGUCCUGGGGUGUUGGCUAGCGGAUCUACCUGACGACAUUGAAUGUUUUUGUUUGCUGGGAAGGGUGGUACUCACUUGGUUUCAUUGUUCCUGCUGUCUUUUGCUCGGAUAAAGACGACGGUUGUUUGCCACGCGGUUGGAGCUUUGAAAAUGCAUGGGAUUGUUUGGGAGAUCGAAUCCUAUGGGAGGGGAUUCGUCGAGUUAUUGGCAAAUUCGGCUAUCCCCACACCUACCAGAGCAGAAGAUAUAUGACAUUUGUUUUGGCACUGAUGUGGGAAAUGGUGCCUACACACAAUUGUCUGCGGUUGGUCAAAAAGGAAAUGCUUGGUGAAGCUGAACAUUGCAUUCUCUCUGGGAUUUGCAGCGCCGGUUGUAAUCUUCAGAGGACACGUAAGCGUGAACACCAUUUGUUCUAUUUGGUACUGCUUUUGAUGCGUGCUCUCCCGACCAGACACGUUGUGUUCGGCGUGUCUUCGGCGAGCAUGUAGAUGCAACAAAGCUUCGGUGGUGGUGCACCUUGUGUGACAGUGUAAGUAGUUCACCAGGCCAGGGCCCCGCGCAGAUUCUGAAGCCCGCCUUGUUCUCUCUCCUCAGAAGUAAAUGUGACGAGCGGCACACCGCUGGUCGUAUAGGCCGUAGAGAGUGUGCCAGGUUGGCACACGCGUUUCUUUUUUCAGGAAUGAUUGAUGGAGAUGUGGGGGUUGCCGACACGGGUACACGAAAAAGCCGGUUGAUGUACGGACAGUUGCACACCGCGCGAAAAAGCAACGUGCGUAACCGGUGCCGACAGUCGUGCUUGGCAGUGCUGGCCUUCUACUACUAGAGAACGUAAUUUCUUGGUUGUAUCAGCACGAUCUGGUUGAAUCAGCACGAUCUACACGAGCAAGUGGAAAUACCAUGAGAGUCGGA
Molecule: messenger RNA, 3507 nt
Organism: Ectocarpus sp. CCAP 1310/34
Lineage: Eukaryota; Phaeophyceae; Ectocarpales; Ectocarpaceae
Source: the annotation of a GenBank genome assembly